Plectropomus leopardus (leopard coralgrouper) is the source of this 1755-nucleotide messenger RNA. It is a transcript of the gene rnf25, whose product is annotated as ring finger protein 25. Lineage: Eukaryota; Metazoa; Chordata; Actinopteri; Perciformes; Serranidae. Gene Ontology annotation, molecular function: ubiquitin protein ligase activity; protein binding. The record is from RefSeq and is a predicted model, not a curated record. Gene Ontology annotation, biological process: protein ubiquitination. Gene Ontology annotation, cellular component: nucleus.
CAGGUAGCUAACUAGCUGAGUUGCUGCGGCUCUCACUGAAACACCAUCAUGGCAGCGGAGUGCGAUGUGCUGUCUGAAAUUGAGGUGCUGCAGUCCAUCUACCUGGAUGAACUGCUGGUCAACAGGAAAGAGGACGGGGGCUGGGAGGUGAGCCUGGUCCUGUACCCUUCCACAGCAGAGGACUCUGUCUCCCAGUUUGUGCGACUCACACUGACUUUGACCCUCGAUCAGCAGUAUCCUUCGUCUUCUCCAGCCAUCUCCAUUAAUAACCCACGGGGGCUUUCUGAUGACAAAAUCAGCAGUGUCCAAAAGUGUCUUCAGUUGGAGGCUCAGUCCUGUCUGGGUUCACCUGUGUUAUAUCAACUCAUUGAGAAAGCGAAAGAAAUCCUGACCGAAAGCAAUAUUCCUCAUGGAAACUGUGUCAUUUGCCUCUAUGGCUUUAAGGAGGGAGAGACGUUCUCCAAGACAAGCUGCUAUCACUACUUCCACUCGCACUGCCUCGGUCGCUACGCCAGCCACUCUGAGAGGGAGCUCCGGCAGAGGGAGAAGGAGUUAGAGGAGGACAAGACCAGAGAGAGAACAGACCAACAGGAGCUGACUGUGGUGUGUCCGGUCUGUAGAGAGCCUCUAACAUAUGACGUGGAUCAGCUUCUGUCCUCCCCUGCACCCCAGCUGCCUGAGCUGGACGAAGCAGCGAUCGGUUCAACUUUUCAACAGAAGUGGUGUGAACUCCAGAAGCUUUUGGAAAGACAGAGGUCCAAAGGCGGGAUCAUUGACCCGGAGGUGGAAUCAAAUCGCUUCUUCAUCCACACCAACGAGACUCCAUCUGCUGCUGAAAACGGAAACCUGGACGCGGAUGUCUCUCCUGGCCCCACAGUACCCUCUGCUUCUAAUGUGUCCUCUUAUGAAACUAGUGUCAGAGCGGACAUGUUUGUUCCUGGACUGUCCCACUGCAGAGGCGGUCAGGGCCAGAGGCGUCAGAACCAGAUGAGGGGGCCGAGGAGAGGAGGCAGAUCCAGACCACAACACCGAAGAGCCGCCCCUAUCACAGAGCACCUGGAUAAACUGUCUCUGUCCUCAGACUGCACUGAAGGACCAAUAAAAGCCAAAGCUCAGGGUAACCAUGGCCACCAGGUGCAAGUAAACGCAGAAUUCUGUCAGUCUGAGACAGGCAGGGGCGUCCCCGUAGAACAACAACGGACCCAGGUGUCUCCAGAUGAUCAGCCAGUGUGUCAGGCAGCCUUGGAAACUGAGUGGCCAAAAGAUGCUGGAGACUCUACAGGGGGUCGUGGUCACCGUGGAAGGAGAAGGGGUCCUCACCGACCUGUUCCAGACACCAGUGGCCCUGGACCCGCACGCUACCACUGGGACGGGCGGGCUUCAAGAAGCAGGGGAGGGCCCAAUAACCUGUACAGCAGAGGAGGGGGACCCCGCCGGGGUCACGGUAGGGGCUUCCAACACAAAGUGGUGGAGAGGGAGAGGGGAAGAGAGGAGGUGCUAUGACAAAGGGCAACAGGAGGGCCAGUGAACAAGCGUAUGUGUGCCUCCAUUAUCAGUUUGCAUAGAUUAAAGCCCUGCACCAGAAACAACAUUCACCGUAGUAUCCUUUCCUCCUGUACAUUGCUGUUAUCCUGGUCUCUGGUAUGCACUUUCAUGCACACUAAUAUCAGAUACAGAUGGUUGUUGCUUUUUGUUGUGGUGCAAUAUGACUUGAAAGAACUACAAAUUAAAUUUUCUCUGGAUGUCAGUAUGUUA